CAAUACAAAUUGCAUUUCGCAGGUGCAUGGAGAUAAGCGUGUAUAAAAAUUAAUAGUUAAUCUAAACAGUUAGAAAUAGGUCGUACAGGCAACAAAUUCUUUGGCGUAAUGUAGAAAUAACUAUCUUCUUGUUUUUUUUGUUAUUUAAAGACGGAAGCUCUUCCUUGCGCACAUGUGUCGUCGGUCACUAUAGUUACCAAAUACAAACGCCGUCGCGUCGAGCUGGUCGAGCACCUCGUCGGACACCACUGGGCUUGUUGACUGGACGUCGAAUUGUGUUAUAAAUUAUCACGACCGAUUGGCGAUCGACACAUGGCGGCGAGUAACAUAGAUGUGAUUUUGAACCAGCUGGGAUGGCAGGACGGCUUCCGAAUUCCCGUAGCCAACGAGGAGAACAAACGUCUGGAGGAAGAAGUUGCUAGAAAGACGAAGCGCAAGCUCUCGUUGAAUGCAAAGUUGGAGAGGCUCGAGGAACGGUUGAAGAUGAUCAGGAAACACGCUGGCGACUUGGCUAUGCGGCAUGACUUCAAUCAGAAACUGCUCGCUGAGCAUUCGGUCCAGCUGGAGACAGAGGAUCACCUGUAUCGGUUGAGCAGCAACACUGAGUCGUCGCUACGCCAAGAGACACGCGAAUUCGAAAAGGAAUGGACGGAUGUGAAUCGCAGAGUAUCGAACGUGGAGAAGGAGCUGCUUAGGAUGACGAGGAAACUGGCCGAGGCAAAACAGACGGUUCAGUUAGACGAGGAUAGUUUACGUAAAUGGGAGGAGAUGCUGUCGCAGAAGGAGGAGGAUAAUCAGUUGAUAGAGGAUUAUAUGAAGCAAGAUACACAGAAGUACAAGGAAUUAGAGCAGAAACGGCAGAAACUCAGUAUGGAACUUGAGACUUAUCGUCAGGCUAUUGUAAAAACUGUCGGCAAGGUACAAGAGAUGGAGAUCGUUCUGGACCGCACGGCAAAACUGUACAUGGAAGCAUUGAAAGAACGCAGACAGAUGAUAAAUCAGUGGACGCAAAGCGUCAACGUUCUGCGUCAGAAGAACAACGAUAUACAGAAUACUCUAAAGGAAAUCGAAACGUUGCGAGAGAUUGGCAGAGAGAAAAAGAACAAUCUCGAGGAGGUAGCACAAUUUUUAAAAGAUCAAGUUGUAAACAACAAGCAGCUGGAGGAGUUGAUUAAACGAUCGGAGAAGGAACUUGGUGCAAUACAAGAAAAACAGUGUAAAAUCACGGAGGCAAUUAAUGUAUACGGCAUCGAGCUUCAAACUCAGAAGAAAUUAGUGGAGAAUUUGGCACGCCGUACACAACAAAUGCGGGCCAAUACGAAGCGCAAGAGAAUCGAGAUGGAGAACAAACGUAUAAAGGUGGACAAUUGCAAGAAGCGAAUCAAUGAUUUAACGUUGACUUUAGAAGAGAUUGAGAGUCAAAAAUUAAACGUCGAGGAGAGAACGAAGCGCUUAGAGAAAAUGAUCGAGCACGAUGAGAAACGAAAAUGCGUGAUCAUUAAGGAAUUGAAUCGGCUGCAAAGCGCUAUUUUACGUACAACGAAAAGGACUACAGAAUUGGAGAACGAGAGAAAGAUACUGCAGGUGGAAAUGCAGGGAGAACACAAGAAAGUUGAUUUGCUCGACGCCUUACUUACGAAGGAGAACAGACUUCUGGGGGAAAAGAAAGAGACUCUUUAUCAGGUAGACUUCAAUCUGCAGAAGUGCGAGAUGAAACUUGAACGAAUCAGGGGACACGAGCGCGAUAAGAAUGAAGCCGAAAAGAAGCAGACGAGAAUCGAGGAGCUACAAGCUGUACUGAAAGAGAAAACAGCCACAUCUAAGUUGCUGCAAAAUCAGAUUGUCAGUUUGGAGCACGACAUGAGAAAAGAAUCCAGUUGCUUAUCGAACGAAAACAACGAACUCGAACGGUUACGGAGCAAAAAGCAAGAUCUAUUGUUACUGUUGGACGGGGGCGAAAAGCGACUGAAAAUCGCACAAUCCCAGAACGAGGAGAGACAAGUGGAAGAAAAUAUAAUGCGCCUUCGGGUGUCGCAGCUCGAGAGGAUGACAUCGAAUGUGAGCGACAAAGUCUACGAUUUGGAGAAGUACCGUCUUCAUCUCGAAGCUGCACUCAAGGAGCGCGCAGCGGAGAUCGCGGCGCAGAAGGAGGCGCUCGUCGUGCAGAGGAGGGUCGCCGGCAACGAGUGCUCGGAACUGCGCACUGCUAUUGCCGAGAGAAAGAGCAGGAUGCGGCAGCUGCAAGCGCGAUAUGACAGCGGUGUCGCGACGAUGGGUGCCACCCCGGAUGGGGCGCCGAUGAGCACCGCAUACUUGAAGAUACAGAGCGCUCAAGAGCGAUAUAUGCUGCGGGAGCAGGGCGACAAGCUGGACGAGGCUAUCAGACGAACCGAGCAGGAAAUACGUAGCAUGGAGAACACGUUGCGGGUGGUGAACGUAUGUAACGACAAGUACAGGGAUAGUGUGAGCGCGGUCGAUCAGGACGGACCCGAGUGGACAGAGCAGAGAAGGCUCGACGAGCAGAUGCACGAGGCGCGGCAGAAACUACUCCAAAAGCAGACGCAGCUGCAACAAUUGUUCGAUCAACUGCAGAAAGCGCAGAAUAAUUAUACCCAAUCGCUCGAGGAUAUUGAGAAAGCAAAGGAGGAAAAGGAAAAUAAGGAACGUUACUUGUCGGGCGUCGAGAAACAGACGGCAGAGCAAGGAGAGAAGAUAUCCAGAGCCGACAAGAGCCUUCGUAAGGCACAGAAGGACAUACAAAAUUUGUAUGUCUCUAAAAGGGACGACACCAUGUUUCUGCAACAGAGAGAAGUGGAACUGCGCGAGCUUCAAGAACAGAACGCGCUGGUUCUUCAAGACAUCGCGGAGUUCACGAUUCGCCAUGUGGAAGCUGAAGCGUAUGUUAAAAAACUGCUGAUGGCCAAGAAUAUCGAGCUACCGUGCUUUCUCCCAUCGGUCAGAUCGCCUAUCAGUCCUUCCGGUAGUUCGGCAGGUUCGGUAGAGCAGCCUUUGAAGAGCACGAGCCGCAUGAGCGUCUUCACGUCGUCCAGGGAGAGCAUUGGCAGUGUAGUUAGGAUAGAGCCGCAAUUUGAAGAACCAGCAAGCACCGCGUCGAGGCGAACUACGAAGCGUGAUCCUGCGUCGAAAGAAUAUCUCGCUUUGUUGAAGCGGUCCGCUACUGCGCGUGAAAAGCAACAACCGUGGAAAAAAUCGUGAUGGUAAUUUCGACGGCGUAAUAAUCGGAAUUGGACUUCGUUUAUGUGCUUUGUCAAAACAAUGUACGUAGCUUCUUCUUGCUCCGUGUAUCCGUCGAAAAUUUUUCUCGAAUUCUUCGUAGCGUGUGUAUGUAUUAUAUUAUAUUUAAUUUACCUAUAAUAUGAAACUGAUUUGUCUCGAUUACCGCGCAACACACAUUACGAGUUUGGCAUUUUUAUCGAUAUGUCUGAUUUUUUUACGAAAUAUUACAAUUUACAAUAAAAUACACUU
Molecule: messenger RNA, 3486 nt
Organism: Vollenhovia emeryi
Lineage: Eukaryota; Metazoa; Arthropoda; Insecta; Hymenoptera; Formicidae
Gene: Ccdc39
Product: coiled-coil domain-containing protein 39
Exons: 11
Coding region: 313-3216 (967 amino acids)
Biological process (GO): inner dynein arm assembly; cilium movement; cilium-dependent cell motility
Cellular component (GO): axoneme
Source: RefSeq, a predicted model, not a curated record